GCCGAUAAACCCGUCACUUGUUGAUGUUUCUUACCCACAGCUUCUACCGGUUUUAUCUGGGCCGCCGGAAUGGCGGCGCCACCCUUCGAGCCAGUGCCGGAUGCCUCCUCCUACACCGUCCUCAGCCGCCGCAACCGCCGCCUCCUCCGGCGGUUCCUUGACGAACACUUCGCCACCCCGCUCGACCUCUCGAAGCUCCCAUCCCUAACCGCCCAGCUCGAUCGGGAAUGCCGCGACCUCGAAGGGGACCUGCGCUGCCUCCUCGAGGACAGGCUGCCCUCUAAGGCCUCCAAGUGGCUCUCUCGCUCCAACGAUGCCCGCCGAAUCCUUCACCAUCUCGGUGGUUUCGCACCUUGCACGCCUCCAGCUUCGGUUAGAAGGAUGGUAGAGAUGGACAUACCCUUGCUUGUGAAAGAAGUCGCUCGGAUUGAGACGGUUCGCGUUUAUGCUGAAUGUUCUCUUCAGUUAGAAGCUCUUGUUGGUGACCUUGAAGAUGCAGCAUUAGCUAUAGUUAGCCAAGCCUUACCAGAUAAUAUCUUGUCAAAUCUUUCAAGUGUGCGAAGUUCUGCGUUGCAGGAUAUGCCAGGGAAACAAGAAAAGCUGCUGCUUGCUGUUAAAAUCAUGACAUCUAUAGAGGAUAAACUAGCAAGUAUUUCAUGUCGUAGGCCACAAUGGACUCAUCUCCUAAUGGCUGUUGAAUCUAGGGUGGAGAAGGCUUUAGCAAUUAUGAAGCCACAGGCCAUAACACAUCACCGGGCUAUACUUGCCUCACUUGGAUGGCCACCAGGCCUCUCAUCAUCUAAAAUAGAAAAGGACAAAUCAUUUGAAACUUCAAACCCCCUUGUUCUGAUGCAAGGAGAAAACAAAGCCAUAUAUUCUCAAAGCUUUCUAGCAUUAUGUGCUUUGCAGCAACUUCUGGUUCAGCGAGAACAGAGAAUAUGUGCUUUUUCAAGAUCUCAUAAGAUGUACAGAUCAGCAGAUGGUACUGAUUUUCAUAGAUAUUCUUGUCUUGACAAUAGUCUAUGGACAAUUGAUGAAUUAGUGAACCCCAUUGCUUCAAGAAUAGAGCAUCAUUUUCAUAAAUGGUCUGAUCAACCAAAGUUUAUUUUUGCUCUUGUUUUCAAAAUAACUCGAGAUUUUAUGGAUGGGGUGGACCAUGUGUUACAACCUUUAGUAGAUAGAGCUAGACUAGUGGGUUCUAGCGCCAGAGAAACCUGGGUAAAAGCUAUGGUUAAAAUGCUUUUAGACUACCUAGAAAAAGAAGUUUUUCCUGUCCUUGUUACAAGAUAUGAAGUUAGAGAUGGAUUCUUGGAGGUUAACACAUCAUGGCUUCAUCUCGUUGACCUCAUGAUUACCUUUGAUAAGCGGAUGCGAGCUCUUGCAACUUCAGGAAUGCCACAAAUGGAAUUAUUUCUUGAGUUUGAAGGUAUCUCUGGGUCCUCAUCGAUGUUCUCAAUUUUCAGAGAGCAUUCAGAUUGGCUUCAGAUAUGGGCUGAAAUAGAGCUUGAGGAUGCCAACAAUAAACUGAGACCUGAAUUAGAAAAUGAAACAAGUUGGCUGGUUUGUACUCGUCAGAAAGUUUUGUCCUUUCAGGAAGAAACUGAGUCAUUUCUUCUUUCAAACAGAGAGGACUUCAAAGCUCCUUCUAUUGCUGAUUCUGUUGUUAAAAUUGUAUGGCAUAUGGUUGAGAGGGCUGGGCUUCUGCCAACUAAGCCAAUGAAAAAUCAAUUUAUCAGGUCUUCUUCUGUCGUAUUCUUAAAUGAUUUUUUCCUUUUCUUGGUUCAACGCUGUCAGAGUGUAGCAUUGGUUGAUGCCAAUCUGGAAGACGAUGAUAUGCUAAGACUGGCUGGUUCCAUAAAUGUUGCUCGAUACUUCGAAUUUGUUUUGAGAGAAUGGAAUGAAGACAUCAGGUUCUUGGAGAUGGGUGUUGCUGAAAGUAAUUACAAGAACGAAGACCAACACUCACUUGGUUCCUUUUUCAAAGAUGAAAUUAUAUAUUUGGUUAACCUAGAGACUGAUUUUCUUGAGGAAAUAAUGUCUGCCAUUUUACUGCAGUUUGAUACUCUCUGUUGGGAUUACAUUGAUAACAUUGAACAGUUGGGAAUGGAGCAACUUGAACAGCAAGAUUCAGUUCUUGAUGAACAAUGUCCAUGUGUAUCGUCAAGGUUUGUUGAAGCACUAGACAUGCUGAAAGACUGUCUGAAUAUCUUGAGAUUAACUCUCAAUUCCAUAGAUUUUCUUGACCUAUGGAGAAGCAUUGCUGAUGGGCUUGACCACUUCAUUUUUAAGAGCAUCACUCUCAGUGGCAUUAAGUUAUCAUAUGUGGGAGCCAAACAAUAUAAGACUGAUAUGAGUGCACUCUUUCUAAUUUUCAGUGCAUUCUGUGCCAAGCCUGAAGCUUUCUUUCCACGCACAUAUGAUUCUUUAAAGAUAUUGACCAUGGAUCAAAAAGAUGUGGCUUAACUUCUUAACAUCAUGGCAGGGGAUGAAAGAAGAAAGGAAGAGUUUUUGAAACUCAGAGGACUAUUCCAUGUAACUGUUAAUCAAGCUGAAAAGAUUCUGAAAAGCAGGACAUUCAAGGGUUAAAUUGGAGGGUAAAAGAGUUCUUCAGACAUCUGCUGAUAUAGACAGUUGUGACCAAAGAUAAGUUGAUCUAGUGGGCAUAAUACAUAUCGGCUUCUGUAUGUGAUAUUUCAUUCUUUAGUAGUCCAUUGUUCUCAAAAUAAAGGAGUUUCACAAUACUACUUGUUUGCGAAGACAUCGUCUGAUACACAUGAACAAAUGUUCGAAGUCUGAAUGGAGGGACUUGUUGACAUUCUAUUAUAUGAUAAGCCAAGAAUCUCUUCUCAGAAACCCAGUAACUUGACAACCCACUUUUUGCUUGUGCUACUUCUGCCACUGAGCCUAUAAUACAACAUAGCAGGAUGUUCAAACAGGAUCUGCUUGUGCUGAAGCAUUGGACAUCAACAUGGAAGUCAAAUCAUACCUGAUAGUUGCCAUCUUCUCCAUCAUUAACUGGCUGGAAGUUCUUCAUGUCAAGGAUAGCAUGAGAAACAUGCCACAAUUGACUGCUUCCAUAUGAUCGGCACUUGUGAAGAAAGGCACAACCAGGUAUCUUCAGCGGUUGAAGUGUAGACAGCAGUAACUGGUCUGACAAGAACUGUAAUUUUGGACAAUAGCAGAUCUUAAAAUGUUCAAGAAAAGUAGGAUUGUGAAGUGUCAAUGGGCAUGAUUUCUCUUCUCAACCUGACAUGCAGUAGUAAUCUUCAGUUUCUGAAGCGAAGGCUCGAAGCGCAGAGGAAUUAUAUCAAAGUUCUUUGAAUUAGAGAUUUGCAAAGACUGAAGCCUUUUCAAGAGAUCUUGAGGCAGUGACGACUCAUCACGUUGCCACAUUUCUGAAGUGAUAACUGAAGGGAGACUUGGUGGCACGUUUUGAGAGCAGCAAAAUGUAUCAACAUAGCUUGUCAUAAUGUAUCAGUUCCAACUGAUGCAGCUGAUGAAAGUCACCAUCCUAUACUCCAGACAACUUUUCCAAUCUGUACAGUCUUAUCAGUCUCCUUGUCUCCAGUGAAAAAAGAUGGCUUCUUCAUCUUCAUCUUGCCAUUGCCACAGGAAUCACAGCCACUGUGCCAGAUCACUGUCAUUUUCUAUUGAGAACUGCUCGAGGGAAGGCAAUUGCCCAUGUGGUGGUAAGAUUUUUGCAUUUGGUAUAAGGGUAACGGAGGUUGAAUUAUAGAAAGAUGAGUCUCCAAUUCAUUUGAGAAACCUGCUGCCACUAUAACAUUCUAUAACCAAUUCUGACAGGUUGGUAUUAGACUGAAAGCUUUUGAGAAUAUGCAUCAUAGUCUCCUCUGCUGAGACUGUUGGCCUUUUUACAGUGGAUUCAUUCUUCGUCUCCUCAUCUUUCAAGUAUGCAAAGCUGCAUCUCUGCAUCUAAGCUACCUAAGAAGGAGAUCCUCUCAUCCUCCCCAGUUACAUCAUAAGAAGGUGCUUCUUUAAUGUUCGCAUCUUCUUCAUCAAAUAAAUCGAUGUUACAGAUCCAUUCAUCAUCUUUGUUGUUUACAAGAAGAAUAAUUUAGGUCCUUGAUGCAGGCUGUCAUUAGAUUCCCAUGAAGAUAAAAUCCAGAUACAGCCCGGACAUGCAUAGUUCUCCUCUAAUGUUUACCAAAUCCUUCAACUCUUUUAGUACCCAUGGUUCAUCUUUACCUCUAAAGAAAAUGCAACUCCAUGAUCCUAUGCUUGUCAGCCUCCCAAGUAGUCCUACUGGUUCAGCUUUGUUAUAUGACAAAAGAUUAAGAUUAUAGACAGCUUGGGGCUCAUCUUACGGAAUGAUGAGGGUACUUGCUGCUUGGCAAGUUGCAAAA
Molecule: messenger RNA, 4364 nt
Organism: Musa acuminata AAA Group (dessert banana)
Lineage: Eukaryota; Viridiplantae; Streptophyta; Magnoliopsida; Zingiberales; Musaceae
Product: RINT1-like protein MAG2L
Exons: 5
Coding region: 70-2463 (797 amino acids)
Biological process (GO): retrograde vesicle-mediated transport, Golgi to endoplasmic reticulum; endoplasmic reticulum to Golgi vesicle-mediated transport; regulation of ER to Golgi vesicle-mediated transport
Cellular component (GO): Dsl1/NZR complex
Source: RefSeq, a predicted model, not a curated record